UCGUAUGUAAGUUGAUGAGAUAUGAGAUAAACUUUAUUUAUUUCAUCUAAUUGUUUUUUUUUCGUUAGCAAUGGCGUGAUUUAAUUAGUUAAAAUUAAUUAAUUAAUUAAUUAAUUAAUUAAUUAAUCGGUUAAUGAUUUCGUUAUUUUAUUAAAUUAAAAAAUAAUAUGUAACGCUUUGUUGUUAAAAAUUCGUUUUUUAAAUCGACAUUUAUUUUUUCGAAUUCGAACGUCAAAAAGUUUAUAUAUUAAAUAAUUCAAUAAACCAUAUUUGUACUAAUUAAUCAAUUAAUUUUAAUAGAAUCAAAGUUUAUCUGUAGUGUCUUUAAAAAAAUUCUUACAAUCGAAUUAUGCAAGCGAAUCGAUCGCGUUCUCGUCGGCGGGCGCGUCGUGUGGUAACGAAAGUUGUAGCAGUUGGGACUAAUAACACGAUUUGGGUGGUUGUGGUGAGCACUUUGUGUGCGGCUGUUCUCACAGCUGCCGUUGUAGCUUCUACUGUUGCUGUUUCAUUGAAGAACAACAUAGCCACACCAACUACUUCAAAUACUACAACAGCACCAGUCGCCGAAACAACGUCGACAGCCACAGGAACGACUGCUACGACGAGUACAUCAGCAGCUGUGACGAUGACGAUGUUGACAACUUCAACUGCAGUGUCCACAACAACAUCCUGUAUAAUCGACGCUACGUCCCUAUAUGCAUUUUCUUCAUCUACUCAAUCAACACUUCUGAAUCGGGAAUAUUCUGUUGCGACCGAUACAAAUCCAAAGAUCACGUUCACCAACACGACAUUCAACGCUACCCUGAUCAAGUUCUCGAUCGGCAUGGGCAAUGUUCAGUUUUACACGGCCACUGCGCACCCAGGCGAGCAAUUUAAACAAGGCUCUCCAGUUGACAACCAGUAUACACCUGAAUCAGUGGAGUUCAGCGGGACAAACAUCACAUUCAAUUCCAUCGACUUUCAACUGACGCCAAAAGUUUCUGGACGUAACAUAAAUAUAGCUACCUUGUUUAUUCAGGUCUAUUUUUCAUAAUUAUAUAUUUUUGUAAAUUAAUUUAUUCUUUAAAAAAAAGUUUAUUAAACUUUCAUUUGAUUAUUAAUUUUACGAAUAACGUUUUAACAUCAACCAUAAUAUAUAAUUGAUAUGGCAAGUUUAAUGUUUGACUUAGCAAAUAUGGACAUAUCUUACACCCACUUCUAAUUUUAAUCCUCUUAGCUUUAUUUAGUGUUAGCCGUGUUUAUUAAUAAACGAUUUAAUUUAAAAAAA
This is a messenger RNA of Helobdella robusta, 1267 nucleotides long. RefSeq lists its product as hypothetical. The record is from RefSeq and is a predicted model, not a curated record. The transcript has 8 exons. Lineage: Eukaryota; Metazoa; Annelida; Clitellata; Rhynchobdellida; Glossiphoniidae. Bases 350 to 1033 code for a protein of 227 amino acids.